UCCACAAUCCUCGAAAACCUCACGGUCGACCGCGCACACCCCCACUCCGUCAAUGAAUCUCUUCCCAAUCUUUAUCAUCUAUUUUCUUCUCUUCUUCUCUUCUCCCUCCUAUGCUUCCGUGCUAGACUUCUGCGUUGCAGACCCCACUCUCCCCGAUGGACCUGCAGGCUACUCAUGCAAGAAACCGGCAACAGUCACCGUAAAUGACUUUGUGUUUUCUGGCCUAGGAGUUGCCGGAAACACCUCAAACUUAAUCAAAGCUGCAGUGACUCCGGCAUUUGCUCCUCAGUUUCCUGGUGUGAACGGUCUCGGCGUUUCCAUUGCUCGCCUUGACCUAGCAGUUGGCGGGGUUGUGCCAAUGCACACACACCCUGGAGGUUCAGAAGUCUUACUUGUUGUGCAAGGCUCAAUUUGUGCUGGGUUCAUCUCUUCAGCUAACACAGUUUACUUCAAAUCACUUAAUAAAGGGGAUAUUAUGGUUUUCCCGCAAGGCUUGUUGCAUUUCCAGGUGAAUGCAGGUGGGUUUCCGGCCCUUGCUUUUGCUAGCUUCAGCAGUCCGACCCCUGGUCUCCAAAUCCUUGACUACGCUUUGUUUGGGAACAAUUUGCCUUCUAUGUUGAUAGAGAAAGUCACCUUCCUUGAUGAUGCUCAGGUUAAGAAGCUCAAGGGUGUUCUUGGUGGCACGGGAUAAGGAUUAAGCUAGAGAUUUAUUGUCAAUAAUUUCUGUCUUCCCCUAUUUUGGCUUCUCAGUUUCUUCUUAGCUAGUGAUUGAGCCAAGUGAGUCUGCAAGAACAUACGCAUCCACUUAAUUAGUCAGUUUCAUUCAGUUUCAUGGUUCACUAAUAAUAGAGUCCAGUCGGUUUUGCUUUCUGCA
Messenger RNA from Malania oleifera, 874 nucleotides. Its product is annotated as auxin-binding protein ABP19a-like. Gene Ontology annotation, cellular component: cell wall. Bases 53 to 691 code for a protein of 212 amino acids. Lineage: Eukaryota; Viridiplantae; Streptophyta; Magnoliopsida; Santalales; Ximeniaceae. Gene Ontology annotation, molecular function: manganese ion binding. The record is from RefSeq and is a predicted model, not a curated record. The transcript has a single exon.